ACCAGACUCGGAAUUUUACUUAAUCGCGGACCACCGAACCGAGCGGACGUACGUCGGUUCUCAUUCGAACUUCGAGCGCGCGUGUUUAUGAAAUUCAAAGCCGAGAUCGUUGGAUCCUGGUGGCAUAAAUGCGGGAUUGAGAAAGAUACUACCUUGCCUUACUUUCAGUUUCGUGCGAUAUUACACCAGCAGAAUAUUAGUUCGGGGCCUGAGUGAAAAUCGAAGUGAAGUGCCGAGAGGAUAAUGAGUGUAAGCGGAGACAUGACGAAAAACUAAAGGCGAUUAGGUUACAGAUGCCCCAAACACAACACACAGUGCGACAAACACACGCACACGUGAAGGGAUAACGGCAGGAUUCGAGCGGAGAAUUGGUGGGAGACGGGUCUGGGGAUGGGCAUGUAACUGGAUCUGGAUACAUGUUGGCUCCUAAGACAACAGCCCGCUCCUUUGGUCACCAAUACUAUCAGCACAUCCAAAGGCACAAGGCACAAGCAAAAGCAUAAGCAGGAAUAGAAACAGAAGCAACAAAAGAAGGACACCUCAUCGUAUUCACCACGUCGACAAAGGAAAUGUGCAGCUAAUGCUAAUGCCUUCAGCUAGCUCACCACAACGCCGGCAGCAACAACUAUUGCAGGUGCAGGUGCAAUCGCAGGUGCAACAGCAACAGCAACAGCUACAGCAGACGUGGCAGCAAUUGCACAAGAAGACCAGGACCUCAGCACUCACACCUUCCCCCUGGCAAUACAAAGAAACUGACAGCUCAACAUGGCAGUGAGUAAUAGAUCCGGAAGUGUGAUUACCGCUCUGGCCAUUAUAUGGAUGACACUGAGUGUAUCCGGUGAGCUGCCCCAGCUCGACUACGGCAGCAUGUCCGCCUCCCUGGAGGAGGAUGCGAUUGACCCGCUGACGGCGAUGGCUCCCUUCGCCAACUCCCUGGUGACCGAGGACUCCGCCCCCCAAAAGACUAAUGUGGAGCUGCUGAGCAACAGCAGCGAGGACGAAAAUUCGAGGGCACCACUGGGCUCCUCAUCUUCGGCGGCGGCCGGAGCCAGUGGAACGCUCCUGGAGGAGUUCUCCGGAGGGAAGCUGAACGGCGGAGAAGCAAGCAACACGCUGCCCAUAUUCCUCAGCGAACCGGAGAGCGUGUUCGUGGUCAAGAACCGGCCGGCCAUCCUCAAGUGCAAAGCCUCGCACUCCCUGCAGGUGAUCUUCAAGUGCAGCGGCAGCUCCCAACCACCGCCGUCCACGCACGACAAGCACGUGGAUCCGCACACAGGGGUUCACAUGGAGGAGGUCACUGCCACCAUACACCGGGACCUGGUGGACGAGUACUUCGGCGACGGGCCCUUCAAGUGCGAGUGCCACGCCUGGUCGUCCAGGGGCCUGGUCAAGAGUCAGGCCGCCACCGUGCACACAGCCUAUAUUCGCAAGUCCUUCAACCAGUCACCCACCUCGCUCCGCCUGGAGCUGGGCAGUCGGGCGGAACUGCGUUGCGAGCCGCCAGGCGGUUUCCCCGAACCGAAGCUCACCUGGCACAAGAACAACGCCGUCAUCACCUCGGACAGCGAGCCGGGCAUCAGCGUGUCCGGCGGAACGCUCACCUUCCGCCAGGUGGCCCUGCAGCACAUGGCCAACUACAGCUGCAGUGCGGAAAAUAUAGCCGGCAGACGCAUCUCCGACUCCGCCGUGCUCAUCGUUUAUGUUAACGGUGGCUGGAGCAGCUGGAGCCCGUGGCGCGAAUGCAAGUGUGCGGGCAAACUGAGCCAGGGCCGCAAGCGAUCCCGCACCUGCAACAAUCCGAUGCCAUUGAAUGGGGGCGCCCAGUGUCCGGGUCCUCAGAUUCAGAAGUCCGCCGACUGCGCCGCCUGCCCAGAGGACACUCAAAUCGUGAGCCCUGAUGGAUUUGACAUUUCGUCGAGUAAGCGCAUGGCUCGCUGGUCGGCCUGGAGUGAGUGGAGCAUCUGUUCCGCGGAAUGCAUUCAAGUGCGUCGCCGGAAGUGUCUGACUCAGAGUCAGACUCCUGCUGGUGAUGUCGAGGAAGCCGGGGAUCUGCUCCUGGGCUCCGGCGUGGGCAUGGCCGCCCUCAUCGCCGGGGGGCCGGGCGCCGUUGGCACAGGAAGCCUUAGCGAUUCCGCUGGCCCGAGCUCUGAGAAUAUCCCAGGAUAUGGCAAAUCAUUGUGCGCCGGAAAAGACACACAGACGGCCGAAUGCCGUGGCGAGCAGUGCCAGAUUGGCAAGGAUGAUUUCGAUUGGACCCUCUAUCUGGGCCUGGCCUUCAUAACCGCGGUGUGCUUUGCCUUUGGGGCCGCCCUCAUCUGCUGCGCCCGCCGUGGCAUCCGCUCCAAUCCCCACUACAACAUGGCCCGAUCAGUAAUGGACACGGAUUACAUGCCCGGCGUCGUGGAAAAGAAGGAGAUGCGGAUGCACAUCGAGGCCAGCAACAUGGGAUACGAUUACGUCAAUCCCGGCCAUCGUUAUUUGCCUGGCGAACACAUCGUCGGCAUGGGCAUGGGCAUCGGAUGCGGCGGAGUGACGGAGCACCACUACGACGUACCCAAUUUGUCCGCCAACUACACCAACCCCAUAGACCAUUUAAACGUUGAUUACUUGUCUGAAACCGGGGAUUCCUCCACCGCUGAUACCUCAAACUCCACGUUCGAUAUGAAUGGAAAGCUGUCCAUUCUCAAUGCCUCGAAGAGCAGUUGCUACGAGCUCCUGGGAAGUUCCGGAGGACAACUGCGCCUCUACGGUGGAGAGCUGCUGCUCUUUGUGCCGGAGCACGCCAUCGGCAAGCACCUGAAGAAGCAUGUGUCCCUGCUGCUCCUGAGCGACGAGUGCAGUCGGGUGGCCUGCGCCACAGAGAGUUCCAUCCUGUGCAGCAGCGUGGUGCACAGCGCCCCGCGCAACUAUAGCUUUGUGAAACCGGUGAUCCUGAAGAUACCCCACUGCCUGGUGUCGCCGGAGCAGUGGCAUGUCCACAUCUACCACGCCGACAGCGAGCACGACGAGCUGAGUGUGAACUGGAGAAGAGCCGUGUCCGUGGGCGAGGAGACCAUCAACACCCCGAUGUUCGUUCAACUAGAGGCGACGCAUGUCUACAUCAUGACGGAGCAGCUGGGCCACUUUGCCGUGGUGGCAGAGCCGAGGGUCCAGCAGCCAUCGAUCAAGAUGAAGCUGCUCGCAUUCAGCCAGCACACCCCGCCCAGCAGCGUCAACUGCAGUUUGCGCAUCUACGUGGUCAAGGACUUCCCCAACAGCCGGGACAUCUGCGCCAACGUGGAGGCCAAGCUGGGCGGGACUUUCCUGGGCGAAAGCCAAGUCUUUCCAUUCUCGCUGAACAGCCGGAAUCUCAACAUCCGUGUACGAAGCGUCGAUGUGGAAGCGGCCGCUCCUUACGAGCAUGCGAUUCCCUACCAGCACAUCCUCAGCAACAACUCCAUCCUGCACUGUGAGUUCAGUCUGCGGCGCCAGGAUCAGCACGCCUUGUGCGUGGACUUUGGCCAGGGCAGCGAGGACGACGGUGAUUACUAUACCUUCAACAUUCCUGCCCACUCGUUGAGCGGCUCGGCCGAGGAGCUGGCCUCCACGACGAACACCACCAUCUCGAUCGACCGCCAGGGCAACUACGUGAACGAGAGCUGUGUGAUGGACUUUGUGCAGCUGCCACAUGCCACGAAGCGUCUGAUCUGUGCGGCUCUCGACCCUCCCCGGGCGGAUGAGCGGGACUGGCGGCUGCUGGCCAGAAAGCUGAACACUGAUCGGUACAUCGCAUACUUUGCCACGAAGGCCUCACCCACGGAGCAGAUCCUGAACCUGUGGGAGUGCCGGACGAAUAGUAAUCCUGGUAAUAGUUCCAAUUCGGUUUCGCACACCAUAAUGAAUCUGCUGCUGACCCUCAAGGAGAUGGGACGUCAGGAUGUAAUGGACAUCAUAGUGGACACCAUUGGUCCGCUGUGGAUCUAAGGAU
Molecule: messenger RNA, 3967 nt
Organism: Drosophila bipectinata
Lineage: Eukaryota; Metazoa; Arthropoda; Insecta; Diptera; Drosophilidae
Gene: unc-5
Product: unc-5
Biological process (GO): netrin-activated signaling pathway; motor neuron axon guidance
Cellular component (GO): membrane
Molecular function (GO): netrin receptor activity; protein binding
Source: RefSeq, a predicted model, not a curated record